AUGCCGGGCUCGUCCCGGUUCGUGAGCCAGUUCUGCGCGCUCUGUGUCAAGAACUGGACCAUUCUCUUCAAACAUCCUUUUGCAAGUGUCUCCAAUCUCUCUCUUUUCCGCUGUCUCAUAGGCCCCAUCGCGAUUGGCAUCCUGCUCGCAUACUCACCAAGCUUCACCUCAAAGCCUGAUAUCGGCGGCCUCGGGUCUAUGAUCCCUGUCCGCGCCCUCGCCGACGCCUUUGAUGCUCGACGGAUCCUGCUCUGGUCUGACGACACAAACUCUACUACUGCAGGCUUCACUGCAGAUGACCUUGUCGCCCGUAUGACCGCUGGCUUCUCUAGCAAACAGCUUGCCGCAUUCCACAAGGUCACUACGGAUGAGAUCGCAGGCCGUUGUGUCGAGAACCCAAACGGCAAGUCUCGGUGCUUCGCAGCUGUCACGUUCGAACAACUCCCCGCGCGCGGCAACAACCAGACCAUCAAUUACACAAUCCGAGUUGACGACUCAAUCGGCUCCAUUGACGUCAAGGGGCACAAUAGCGACUACGAAGUCAGAGUACUGCCCGUGCAGUGGGCCGUUGAUAGUGCGAUUAUCGAGGUCCAGACGGGUACGAAGCCUCCUACCCCACUCGAGUGGCCGUUUGUUUGGGGUUUUGGAGACCAAGCCAGUGAUCCCCGACUCAACUUCCUCGAGAUGGUCGGCUUUCUUUUACAGCUUCCAUUUUAUAUCUGUCUCAUCGGUAUUGCGUACCAUAUCCCAGGAGCCGCCACCGCCGAGCGUACAGUGGGUCUUACAAGCCAUAUGAAGGCUAUGGGAUUGUCUGACGCUGCCCGAGUCUUGUCAUGGCAUCUCAGUCUCUCGCUCGCUUAUCUCCCGGCAUGGCUUGUCCUCUCCAUCGUCUGGAAGGUCAAGCUAUUCACCCUCACCAACUAUGGUUUCAUAUUCGCUCUCUGCCUCCUUACCGGCCUCGCAACCGCCUCGUUUUCGAUGUUCAUUAUGGCGCCUUUCGGGAAGUCUCCUUCACUCGCUGCAAUUCUUUCGACGCUCUGCUGCCUCGUCCCGAUCACGAUCACUAUGUUCUGGACGAGCAUCAACCCCACCGCUGCUGCCAUCCUCACAUUCUUUUUCCCGACCUUCUUCUUCGGCUGGACAUUUGUUGCGAUUAUCAACUUCGAAACCUUUCUCCUACCCGCUUCCCUCACGGAGCAGACCCUGCAGGACUUCCCACCUCCGACAAUCCUCCCAAUGUUGAUCGCUGUCAUCAUCGCGAUCUUCUUCUGGCCCAUUGCUGGCGCUCUCAUUGAGCGUUGGCGGUUCGACCCCUGGAACCCGUUCGGGUUGCGUGCGCCGUUAUGCGGUCGCCGCACAAAGGACGAGAAGACGCACACACACCCUCCCGGCAUCGCGAUCUCCAUCCGCGGGCUCGAGAAGUCGUUCCAGACGUCCGUGUUCAGGCGCAAAUCAGGGCUCGUCACGGCCGUUCAAGACCUCACGCUCAACAUCCCGGAGCACGGCAUCUUCGCGCUGCUUGGACCCAAUGGGUGCCGCGGGCAAGUCAACACUCAUGGCCGUCCUCGGGGGCUCACUGGGCGCACGCGCGGGACGGUUCUCUACGGGGACGGCGUGCUAGAGCCCGCGCGUGGGAGCAUCGGGAUCGUGCCGCAGAAGAACGUGCUCUUUGAUGAGCUUUCGUGCCUGCAGACCCUCCGGCUCUGGCGCAAGAUCAAGACCGCAGGUAACGUGGGCGCGCCACGCGAGUCGGACGCGGACCUCGAGGGUCUCCUUCGCGACUGCGAUCUGGCGGAGAAAAUUCAUUACCCGUCGGGCAAGCUCAGCGGUGGACAGAAGCGGAAGCUUCAGCUCGCCAUCGGGUUGGUAGGAGGAUCAUCGAUUGUCUUGGUCGACGAAGCAACGUCAGGUGUCGAUCCGAUUUCACGGCGCGCAAUCUGGAAGACGCUUGCCGCAGUGAAGGAGUCGAGAACGAUUGUCUUCACGACGCACUUCCUGGACGAGGCCGAUCUGCUCGCGGACGACAUUGCCGUUCUUGCGACCCCCGGAAAGCUCGUCGCGCACGGUACCUCAAUCUCACUCAAAUCGACUCGCGGCGAAGGCUACAAGCUGCGAAUAAAUUUCAACGCGGAGACUGUCAAGACCGGAAUCCCGGAGUCCGAUGUCCUACAGUUCGUGCAGCGCACCGCGCCGGCGGCCUAUGUGACCACGACGGGGCCUCGAGAGCGUGCUUUCCACCUCAAGACUACGGAUCUCCACGUCGUCAAGCAGGUGCUGGAGGACGUCGACAAGGAGAAGGCGCGCAUGCAGAUCUCUUCGUAUUCGGUGUCGGCCGCGUCCAUCGAAGACAUCUUCCUGGAGCUGAUGGACGCAGAGGACAAGAACGAGGAUCUGGAGAACACUUCUAAGGACAAUAUCGUGGAGGCCGGUGGCAGCGCCGAGCAUGAUGGAGCACACGAGGGAGUCGAGCUGACGACCGGCGUGCAGCAUUCCGUCUUCGGUCAAGCCCUCACGAUCUGUUACAAGCGGCUCCUGAUCCUCCGUCGAUCCUGGCUCGCACCUCUCCUUGCCCUUACUUUUGUCAUCAUCCCGUCCGUGAUCCCGCUCAAAUUCCUUGUAACAGGUGGCAACAAGUGCGACGUCGUUGAUCGCGAAUUCAGAGGGGAUUCGCUAUAUAUUGCCACUUCGCCGCUCCAAUUCCUGUUCGGAGAAGAUCCGGGGCCCUCACUCUUCCCUCCAGACGCUCUCGCGCCGCUCAACGUGUCCGGCGUGCUCACCAACACCUCGCUCCCCUUCACCUCCAACACAUCCUUUGUUGAGUACAUUAGCGGCAAUUUCGUCAACAUUUGGACCCCCGGUCUCAGCAUCGACUUCGAAACCGGUGCUGCACUCCUUGCCUGGAACGCCUACGAAACCCUCUCCGCUGCCACGUUCUUGAACGCCGCCUCCAACCUCCUCCUCAAUCACAAGCUCAACAGCACCGGGGCCGGCACGGGCUACGCCACCCCUCUACUAAUCACCCCAACCAUCGGCAGCUUCGCAUCCAAGAGCUUAGGCGACCUGACCCCCAUUAUAUGGGCCGCGGUGUUCAGCGCAGCGAUGGCCGUGUUCCCCGGGUUCUUCGCGUUGUACUUCUCGAACGGGCUGUCGAACCCAGCGGGGCUCUGGCUCGGGCAUCUGAUGUUCGACGCGAUGGCGACGACGUUCGCGGCGACCCUGCUCGUGAUCGUAUGGGCGGGAAAGUAUGCGUUCUUCUUCCACGGCUUGGGUUACUUGUGGCUCGUGAUAGUGCUUUACGGGAUCGCGAGUAUCCUGUAUGCGUACCUAUUUACGCUGUACUUCAAGUCCCUAUCGCUCUACACAAUGGCGUACCUGUUGGCCCAGACAUACGGAGAUGCUGUAGAGACGCAGUCGGUGUACGCCAUGAUUCACUUCACGGUGGGCCUCGUCUCCCCCCUUCCGAGCCUCGUAAGUUCGCGCCUCCUUCGUCGCCACCAAUCUCUUCUCAAUCCUCUGCGUCGGGGAAAUGGUUACUGGACCCUCCUCUACGGCAACAUUAUGCACUACGGCGGCCCGAUCCUCUACCUCAUUCUUCAAUCGCUCAUCUACUUCGGCAUACUCGUCUACGCGGACUCCUUCUCCCUGUUCGCAGCACCCUCAUCCGCCUCCGGACGAAGGGCCUCCGCGCACGAAACUCGCUGGCAUCCACGGAGAAUGUUCGCCUUACAUCCGCAUCCGCCACGGAUGGCAAGGAUAUCGCUCUUCGGCUUCAACGUUUCCAAGGACACCAUCUUCGCCCUCCUCGGUCCCAACGGCGCGGGGAAGACGACGACGUUCAACAUGAUUCGGGGCGACAUGACACCCGACUCGGGCGAAAUAUUUUUCACGGCCAUUGACGCGCAGCUCAGCGUCCGCCAACACCUGCGCGUGAAACCCUCGGUCGUGCUCGUCGACGAGUUCUCGACCGGAGUCGAUGCAAAGAUGAAGCGCGACAUGUGGAGCACACUCAAGCACGUCGCGCCCGGAAAGGCGUUCGUGAUCACCACUCGUGCAUUCCAUGGAGGAAGCCUCCACUCUCGCGAGCGAGUCGGCAUCAUCUCGCAGCGCUUGCUCGCUGUCGACACGACAGAUGCCCUUAUGGCCCGAUACGCGCGAUACCUGGUCCACUUCCCUGGCCGCACAUGCGAAGACGUUGUGCGUGCGCAGGAGGUGAUGGCACGUAUCCCUGGGGCGCGCCUUUGCGACGAUGUUGCGACGCGCUUCGAGGUCCCCAUCGGGAGCGCCGACGAGGACGUGCCCUCCCUUGCCGUGCUAUUUGGCCUGCUUGCGGACGCCGGCGUCAUCCGGGACAACGAAAGGUCCCCCAAUGGACAGGAUGAGAAGUUUGCCUGA
Molecule: messenger RNA, 4392 nt
Organism: Epithele typhae
Lineage: Eukaryota; Fungi; Basidiomycota; Agaricomycetes; Polyporales; Epitheliaceae
Product: P-loop containing nucleoside triphosphate hydrolase protein
Exons: 23
Coding region: 1-4392 (1463 amino acids)
Biological process (GO): lipid transport; transmembrane transport
Cellular component (GO): intracellular membrane-bounded organelle; membrane
Molecular function (GO): ATP binding; lipid carrier activity; ATP hydrolysis activity
Source: RefSeq, a predicted model, not a curated record